UAUUGGAUGGACUCGCAUCGCAAAGAGUAGUAGCGGAUAUUAUUUGUUAUUGCUUUUAGCGCUGAGUUGGACUCACUUACGUGACUACGCCAUGUCGCGGCACCACGGUGCCAGCCUCUUGCCACUGGCAAAUAGGUGUUGCGCACAUGCAACUGCAUACUCACGUUUAUGGCGUGCUCUGGCAACGGCAGCGGUUGACCCCGCAAGCCAGACUGCUGUCCUCCAAUCACGCGGCGUUCUGCAGGCCGAGGGCCCCCAAGUCCUGAACUUUCUGCAGGGCAUCGUCACGAACGACGUACGACCGCUUGAAAACGCGGGGCCCCAGCAACCCCCCGUGUACGCUACCAUCCUAACGCCCAAGGGGAAGUUCCUGCACGACGUGCUCAUCUUCCCGCAUCCAGAGCGACCGGACUCUGUACUCAUCGACGUUGACAGGAGCGGGGCGGCAGCAGCGCUGCAGCUGCUGAACCGGUACAAGCUGCGACGCCCCAUCACCUUCCGUGACGUCAGCAGCCAGUUCCGAGUGGCCGCUUGCUGGGGUGCCGCCGCACAGCCGCCAGGUCCCUGGUGGCGCCCCGACCCCAGGCGCCCGGAGCUGGGCUUCAGAGGGCUGCUGCCGGCGUCAGGGCCCUCGGCAGAGCAGCAGGGAGCGGGCAGCGGGGAGGAGGAGUACCGGGCGCUGCGCUACCGGCUGGGGGUGGCGGAGGGCGAGGCGGAGAUACCCGCAGGCCAAGCGGCGCCGCUGGACUACAAUGUGGAUGUGCUGCGCGGUGUGAGCUACAGCAAGGGCUGCUACGUGGGGCAGGAGCGCAACUCCUUCACCCACUACCGGGGGGUCAUUCGAAGGCGGCUCAUGCCCGUGCGUCUGGAACCGCUUGAGCAAGCUUCGUCGGAUUCGGCCGCAGGGCCCCCCUCCCUCGCAUGCGGGGCGGAGGUGGUGGAUGCAGCCAGCGGCCGCAGCGUGGGUCAGCUGCGAGGGACGGCUGGUGCCACCGAGUCGGGCUCCAGCGGGGCGCGGUGGGGCAUUGCCUACCUGCAGCUCGCCGCCGCAUUGCCUGCGGCGGAGGGCCGUGUGGAUCUAAGGGUGGCAGCAGCAGCGGCCGUGGGAGGGGAAGCCGGGCAGGCAGGGGAAGGGGUGGAGAAAUCGGCUGGGACGGGCGCGGCGGCGGGGCCGGCUGAGGCUGGUGGGUCAGGAGUGUGGCGUGUGGUGCCUGUGAGGCCGGAGUGGUGGCCGGCGGAGUGGGGGCGGGAAGAGGAGGCCGGCCGAGCGGGGGGCAGCUCUUGAGGUGGAAGCGGGAAGGCCGGAGUGCGCUUUGGGGUGACGGUGUGUUCGUGGAGAGGGUGAAAGGACUUGAGCUGCGGCUGUGAAGCUGGCGCUCUGGGACGGCAUGGUUCGGCAUGUUGGGUGUGUAGAGCUUUAUGCGGGUUGCAACCUUGCAUGGUAGGCGUACGCACAGCAACACAUGAAGGCCCAGAGGCAGCCGUCAGUGCUAGCAUACCAGUACAGCGUACGUGGGUGGCAGAAGGCGCUGCCUGCGCGCGCAGUCUGUUUAUUGCGGCUACAGUGAUACAGUCUGUGGGAGUGCCGUAUCGGCAUGUACGACUUGUACGAAGGCAGUACGCGCUCGCAGCAGGCGCUCGCAGCAUGGCGCCUUUACACCACCUACGUUGCCCACUACCA
Molecule: messenger RNA, 1681 nt
Organism: Astrephomene gubernaculifera
Lineage: Eukaryota; Viridiplantae; Chlorophyta; Chlorophyceae; Chlamydomonadales; Astrephomenaceae
Source: the annotation of a GenBank genome assembly